Molecule: messenger RNA, 1493 nt
Organism: Ipomoea nil (Japanese morning glory)
Lineage: Eukaryota; Viridiplantae; Streptophyta; Magnoliopsida; Solanales; Convolvulaceae
Product: probable ADP-ribosylation factor GTPase-activating protein AGD9
Exons: 8
Coding region: 131-1348 (405 amino acids)
Biological process (GO): COPI coating of Golgi vesicle
Molecular function (GO): GTPase activator activity
Source: RefSeq, a predicted model, not a curated record
UUGAGACCAAAAUUUUAGCAUAAUUUAAGAAAUUUUAGACCAAAAAAUUGCGGCAUUCGGUUUGUGUCGUUCCCUACGCUCUCUUCGUUUCUCCUACUUUUGGGCUCUCUCUAGAUCUCCUGAGCAAGCCAUGGCUGCCGAAAAUUUCAGCGACAAAAACGCCGUAUUCCGCAAGCUCCGUUCCAAGCCCGAAAACAAGAUGUGCUUUGAUUGCAAUGCGAAGAACCCGACAUGGGCGUCUGUGACUUACGGGAUCUUCCUGUGUAUCGAUUGUUCCGCGGUACAUCGCAGCCUUGGUGUUCAUAUCAGCUUUGUUAGAUCUACUAAUUUAGAUUCGUGGAGUCCAGAGCAGUUGAAAACAAUGUACUUUGGUGGAAAUAACCGUGCUCAAGUUUUCUUCAAGCAGCAUGGAUGGAGCGAUGGAGGCAAGGUUGACGCCAAGUAUUCCUCUAGGGCGGCUGAAUUGUAUAGGCAGUUACUAUCGAAAGAAGUCGCUAAAAGCGUGGCAGAAGUUGCAGACUCGGAAGCACCACCUGUUGCUUCUCAGGCUGUACAAUCUGCUAAUGGAUUUUCUGAGAAAAAGAUUGGUGAAGAACCGAAACAGAACUCCUUUGUUCAAGAUGAGACCCCUGAAAUUUCUGCUCCCCCGAAAGCUUCUCUUCCCGUUACUUCAUCUGUUAAGAAGCCUAUACUUGCAAAGAAAACUGGAAAGUCGGGGGGCCUUGGUGCUCGAAAGCUUACAAAUAAGCCGAGGGAGAGUCUCUACGACCAGAAACCUGAAGAACCGCCUGUCCAGGAACCACCCGUUACUGCAAAUAACACCACCACCACAGCUGGCUCAUCAUUUACUUCUCGUUUCGAGUACACAGAAAACUCGCAGGCUGCUGAGGAGAAUCCUGGCGGUCCUCGUGUUCUUAACCAUGUAGCUCCUCCAAAGGCAGCCAAUUUUUUCGCAGAAUAUGGGAUGGACAGUGGCUUCUCUAAGAAGACAAGCUCAAAUUCAUCGAAAGUUCAAGUCGAGGAAACUGAUGAAGCGAGGAAGAAGUUUUCAAACGCAAAGUCCAUUUCAUCAGCUCAGUUUUUCGGUGAUCAGAACAAAGCUGGCGGUGAAGCUUCAGUUUCCCUACAGAAAUUCUCGGGUUCAAGUGCCAUCUCCAGUGCUGACCUCUUCGGUCACAACGAAGAUGACUCCACCAUCGACCUCGCAGCAAGCGACCUCAUCAACCGCCUCUCGUUCCAGGCCCAGCAGGACAUAUCCUCCCUCAAAAACAUGGCUGGAGAAACUGGAAGGAAGCUCAGCUCCCUUGCAUCCACUUUGAUGUCAGAUUUCCAGGACAGAAUCCUGUGAUUACAAGAAUCUGAUUUAUGAAUGUUUCACAUAAACCAUAGUUUGUGUCAUUAUGAGAAAUGUUAUAUACUCUGUAUAGGUAUAAAGACAGUAUUUCUGAAUUUUUUUUUUUUAAUUUCAGACAACUAUUUUUUUUGGGAUAUUA